AUGAAAGCGGCUCAAGAUCGCCAAAAGUCCUACGCCAAUUUGAUUAGAAAGCAAGUGGAUUUCUCGGUUGGGGAUAAAGUUUGGUUGAAAGUAUCUCCCACCCGGGGAGUGAUGCAGUUUGGAAAGAAAGGAAAGUUGAGCCUCAGGUUUAUAGGUCCGUAUGAAAUCUUUGAGAGGGUUGGAAGUUUAGCCUAUUGUUUGGCGUUGCCCUUGGAAUUGGAGAGAGUGCACGAUGUGUUCCACGUAUCACAGCUCAAGAGAUAUGUACACGACCCCGCUCAUGUCUUACCAUCGGAAGUUAUAUCGCUAGAUGAGGACUUGUCUUAUGAGGAGAGACCGCUCAGAAUUCUGGAUUUCAAGACUCGGGACACGCGUAGGAAGUCUGUAAAGAUGGUAAAGGUUUGGUGGACGCAUCAUGGGGUUGAGGAAGCUACUUGGGAGCUGGAGUCCACCAUGCGAGAGCGGUAUCCAGAGUUAUUCUCGGCAGGACACCUUUUGUCUAGGAUGAUUGCCCAACUGGGAGACAUAGACAACAUUCUUAUUGUUUCACUUAAUGAAGGUUGUCUUUACAAAUCUGACUUUGACUUGUUGUCUCGGAGAGGUUACUUCGAAAGAUAG
Messenger RNA from Ipomoea nil (Japanese morning glory), 618 nucleotides. RefSeq lists its product as uncharacterized. NCBI's taxonomy places the organism in Eukaryota, Viridiplantae, Streptophyta, Magnoliopsida, Solanales, Convolvulaceae. The transcript has 2 exons. Bases 1 to 618 code for a protein of 205 amino acids. The record is from RefSeq and is a predicted model, not a curated record.